ACAACAAACCAACCAACCAACGUUGAGAAUAAUCUCAAAAACGUCAUUGAGUGUUAGGCAAAAUGUUGUGUCUGUUAAUCUGUAUAUGACAAUAUAACUCAGUGUUGAAGAUUAGAUUCACCUGAUUCAUUUUAUUUCUGAGAUGAAUUUAGUAUUCCGAUAAAUUGUUAAAACCAUCCUACUGCAAAAUGUUUUUAAAUUAAUCAUUCUUUUAGAGUAGUAUAUGUUAUGGUUAACUGGUCAAGUGUUUAAAAAAAAUGAAGAGUUAUCACCCCUUGACCAUCAGUAAUAAUAAUUAUUAUUGCAUUUGUCAAUGGACAACAACAUAUACAACAACUCCCAUUUUGAAUUGUCAUCAUAUACAAAUAUUUAAAACAUAAUCAUUACACCUAUCUGUGUGUGUAAGAAUAUGAAUUUAGGCUACAAGAAAUACUGGUUAUGUACCAUGUCAAUCUUAAAAACCUUUUAGAAACAAUUAACAAAACAUGGUAGGGUGUUUUCGUGCACAUUAUUGUUUAUGACUUUUCAUGCUGCAACUACAAAGUUGGCCAAGAUAGGGUAUUACCUUGCAUUAACAUGCAACUGUUAUUAAACUAGUAAAUAGUUUUGCUGUAUGAGGUGUUAUUCCAGUAUUAUCAGUCCAUGAUAUUUUAUGCUCUGCAAAGGUUGACAGGUUUUUUUACUGCGUUGCUAGUAUUUAAAAAAAACCCAUUUCAUCCCCUAGGUACACAAUGUAUUCGUUUUAUGUUGGGAGUUUCUCAUUUGACACUUCAUGCUGCAAAGCUUACCAAGAAAUUUCAUUGCCUUGCAUCAAGACCUAUCUGUUAUUAAACAAGUAGGUAAAGUGGCUGUAUUAGGAAUUAUUCAAGUAGUUUCAAUCCAUGAUAUUUUAUGCUCUGCAAAGUCUGGCCAGGGCCCGAGGUUAUAAAAAAAAUUUCGUGCUCAACUCAGUUUCGUGCUCAAAUACAUGCUCAUGCUCAAGUUCGUACUCAGUUGAGAUUUGUACUCAAGCAGAGGUUAUAAAACAUCUUGAGUCUGUACUCAGCUGAGAACAACUCACGCUCAGCUUGAGCAUGCUCAAAGGAAUCUUUGUUUAUGAUAUAAGCGGCAAUUUGGAACUCUUCCGUCAAGAAUGGUAAGAAAACAACCCGGAUGUUGUCGUCUGCUUAUUUACAAUGGCAACGGAGGGCGUGACCGAAUCGAGAAGGCGGGGUAAGGGGUGGUCAGAAGCGGAGGAGGUUUGUCUCAUACAGGAAGUCGUUCAGCGAGAGCAACUGUUGUUCGGCGAAAUAAAGGGAAGCGGUGUGAAGUCCAUCCAUCGACAGCGGACCGAUGGAUGGCAAAGCAUCACGGAUAUCCUCAACACAAGACACAUCAAUGCCAAAAGGGAGGCUAUUGAAGUGAAGAAGAAGUACUUCAAUUUGAAACAAAGAGCUAAAAGCAAGAUCGACGGCCUCAAAAGGUCAAUGGCCACAACUGGAGGAGGGCCUCCACUCCCAGCACUGUCCAACGCGGACGAGGUCCUCUGUCAGUCUUUGGAGGGGAGGCCAGGUAUUCAUGGCCUAGAACAUGGCAUUGACACUGAUGUCAUUCAUGAUGGCGAUGUAGCUGCCGCUGCACCAGAAGGUCUGCAAGGUGAAGCACAUCACAUUGAUGAGCAAGACAUCCCAGCAAAAGACAAAAAGACCGGGCGCAAACGAAAAAGAACACAAGCUGAGGCAACAUAUGACAACACGAUACAGGACACGGAAAGGAUCAAACUUGAACAGAGGAAGCUGAAACUGGAAAUUGAAGUGUUAGAAAAAAAUCAAAAGAAAUUAGACAUUGAAAUUCAAAUGCUGCAGAGGAAAUCAGUCUACUACCAACUAAAAAUGAAUGCGGAAUUUGGUGUUUCUCUUGUCGAAUCAUGUCCAACUGAAGAAUAAUUAUUAUCAAAAUUACUAAAGAGAGUUAUGUAGAAAUGCUAACUCUUUAUCUUGUUCAAAUUUAGAAAUUAAGAAACAAAUAUGAAUUGAAUUGCUCUGUCACAAUGUGCAAUGUUAGAAAUUUGAACUAGUCCUGCAGUUCGUGCCAAAGUGUCCACUUGUCAAUGUAUGAAAGAACUUGUAGACAUAUGCCAUUUUUCAGGUUUCUGCUAUAUGUUAUCAUUGUAAGGACUUGUUGACUAAAAAUGGUAGUUUCUACCGUAGUAUGUGCUUUAUAUUAUAACAUUUUCCCACUUUACUUGCCGUAAAAGGCGGCAAACGGGAUCGGGUGGUCAGGCUCACUGACUUGGUUGAUACAUGUCAUCGAUCCCAAUUGCGUGGAUCGAUGCUCAUGAUAUCAAUCACUGGAUUGUCUGGUCCAGACACAAUUACUGUACAGUCCUCCGUCAUAUAGCUGGAAUAUUGCUGAGUAAGGAGUUAAACAACAAAUAAAUCUGCACUGUUGGCAUGGCCAGACUAUACAAAUUAAAUAUUGUUCCAUUUUGUGCACUGCUUGUAUCUGAAUAAAACAUUGAAUGAC
Molecule: messenger RNA, 2505 nt
Organism: Haliotis rufescens (red abalone)
Lineage: Eukaryota; Metazoa; Mollusca; Gastropoda; Lepetellida; Haliotidae
Exons: 6
Coding region: 1176-1925 (249 amino acids)
Cellular component (GO): nucleus
Source: RefSeq, a predicted model, not a curated record